Molecule: messenger RNA, 442 nt
Organism: Otolemur garnettii (small-eared galago)
Lineage: Eukaryota; Metazoa; Chordata; Mammalia; Primates; Galagidae
Product: ubiquitin-like
Exons: 1
Coding region: 67-300 (77 amino acids)
Biological process (GO): protein ubiquitination; modification-dependent protein catabolic process
Cellular component (GO): nucleus; cytoplasm
Molecular function (GO): ubiquitin protein ligase binding; protein tag activity
Source: RefSeq, a predicted model, not a curated record
GUGAGCGUUAAGCGGUCAAACGUGAUCAAACCUUUGUAGCGUCUUCGCAUUUGCCAACAGGUCAAAAUGCAAAUCUUCAUAAAAAGCCUGACUGGCAAGACCAUCACCCUGGAGGUGGAGCCCAGUGACACCAUCGAGAAUGUGAAGGCCAAGAUCCAAGAUAAAGAAGGUAUCCCUCCUGACCAGCAGAGGCUCAUCUUUGCUGGCAAGCAGUUUGAAGAUGGUGGUACUCUUUCUGACUACAAUAUCCAGAAAGAGUCAACCCUACACCUGGUCCUCCGUCUGAGGGGUGGCUGUUAAUUCUUCAGUCUUACAUUCACAGUGCCCAGUGAUGGCAUUACUCUGCACUAUAGCCAUUUGCCCCAAUUUAAGUUUAGAAAUUGCCAGUUUCAGUAACAGCUGAACCUGUUCAAAAUGUUAAUGAAAGUUUUGUUGCAUGGUA